AUGUCAUUCUUUGAUAUUCAAUUACGCACCGCCAUCGUGACAGGCUUGCUCUCUCACUGGACCUUCUUUAUCCAUGGGGAGCGCGAUCUAGCAGCAGCGAGUAUUGCUCGCUUUCACUUGAUCGUAGCCAGUCUAGUCACCUUUCUCAAUUGGAGACUUGGGGAAUUCCCUAUCCGAGAUGCUUUCAGGCAAGCAGUGGUCCUUGUUGCAGCAUAUGCUGGGGCGCUGUUCACCAGCACCUUGCUAUUUCGGAUGUUCCUCUCGCCAUUGAACCAUAUAGAUGGACCCCUCAGCCUACGCAUAACCAAAUUAACCCACGUCUGGAAGCAGGCUCGCUAUCGAAACUGUGAGGUUCUUCACGAGCUCCAUCAGAAAUAUGGUGAUGUUGUACGCACAGGGCCGAGUGAAGUCACGGUUUUCGGAACCGAGGCAUUCUACAAAGUCCAUGGGAAGGAAUCCCAUUGCGCUCGCGCUGCCUACUACGACUUACUUCACCCACUGGUUUCCCUGGACACUACCCGCGACCCUGUCAUGCAUGCCCACAAGCGCAAGGUAUGGGACCAGGCGUUCAGUGUCCGAGCAAUGGAAAAGCUCGAGCCUGUGAUCUACCGGAAAGCGGAUCUAUUGGUGAAGCAACUGCAGAAUCAAAAGCAAAAUCCUGUCGACAUCUCCGUCUGGCUCGAAUACUAUACAUUCGACCUAAUGGGAGAGUUUGGUCUAACGAUCGACUUUAAGAACCUUGAGCGCGUCCGGCCACACCCGAUCCUUACGCUGUAUCAUAUGGCACAUCGCAGUCUGGGACCACUUGCAGCGGCACCAUGGAUCAAACACCUUCUCAUGGGUAUCCCGUACAUUGAGAGGAUGAAGUACUACCGACAGUUCAUGGACUGGGCUACUGCGGAGUUGGGACGAAACAUCAACGUAAGAAUGAUUUACCGAACGGACAUCAUCGGAUAUGUCCUUGAUGAUGCAAGGCAGACGGGUGGCAUCGAGGCGAACUGGCGGUUUGUGCUCGGUGAUUUCGCUUUGGUGAUUGCAGCAGGCAGUGAUCCGAUGCGACAGGUGCUCGCCAACCUGCUGUACUACUUGGCGCGCGAGCCAAUCCACCUGCAGCAGAUUCGAGAGGAACUUGGCUCGAUCGACAUGCGCGACUACAAGGCUCUGCAGCAAUCACCCCAUCUGAAUGCAUGCAUUUAUGAGACGCUUCGGUUAAAUCCCGCGGUUCCUUCGUCCGGGUUGCGCCUGGCGCCCUCCGAGGGCUUGGAGGUGGCAGGGAAGUUCAUCCCGCCAGGCACGACGAUCGCAGUUCCCCAAUACAGCCUUUUCAGGGAUGAGCGAAACUUUGUCCGCCCCCUCGACUGGAUUCCCGAGAGGUUUACGAGUCAGCCUGACCUCAUUCGGGAUAAGCAGGCAUUCAUGCCCUGGAGUGCCGGGAAAUACGCCUGCAUUGGCAAAAACCUGAGUCUCAUGGAGAUCCGCGUGGCGGCAGCCUUGAUCCUGACCACCUUUGACUAUGAGUUCGCACCAGGCGAGGAUGGCCAGCGUAUCUUUAGUGAAGCUGCGGAUUACUUCACCACUACCCCGGGUCCAUUCUACCUCGUAAUGAAGAAUCGGGGGGCGGUAUAAAAGAUGCAGCUACGAUUUUGGCGGGGGAGGGGGGUUAGGCAAAGGGCAACGGAACGAGACGGCCUGUAGUUUAGCAC
Molecule: messenger RNA, 1703 nt
Organism: Aspergillus sclerotioniger CBS 115572
Lineage: Eukaryota; Fungi; Ascomycota; Eurotiomycetes; Eurotiales; Aspergillaceae
Product: cytochrome P450
Exons: 7
Coding region: 1-1626 (541 amino acids)
Molecular function (GO): monooxygenase activity; iron ion binding; oxidoreductase activity, acting on paired donors, with incorporation or reduction of molecular oxygen
Source: RefSeq, a predicted model, not a curated record